This is a messenger RNA of Bemisia tabaci, 2562 nucleotides long. The record is from RefSeq and is a predicted model, not a curated record. Lineage: Eukaryota; Metazoa; Arthropoda; Insecta; Hemiptera; Aleyrodidae.
AUGAGGGGCAACUACCUGCUCAUAUAUAAAGGCGUCGACAAGAGUGAAAGAGCACACGCCGGCGUUGGAAUGUUGGUUCAUAAGAACCUCAUUGAUAAUAUCAUUGAUAUCGAUUAUAUAAGCGAAAGGAUCCUAAAAGUUAUCAUCUACUUAGGCCGAGAAAAAUUAAAUCUGAUAUCAAUUUACGCGCCAGAUACGAGUAGAGGGAAGCCAGAGCGAGAUACGUUUUAUGAGUCUUUACAAAAAGUCAUCGACACAAUACCAGCUCGGGAAAAGUUAGUCAUGAUGGGUGACUGGAAUGCUCGUGUUGGGAAUAAUGUUGUACCUGGGAUCAAAAAUAGAUUCAAUGAGCCCACCUUGAAUGACAGCGGUGAGGAACUCAUUGAGUUUUGCGCCAUAAAUGAAUUGAGGAUUAAUAACACGUUUUUUGAUCACCCGUUACAACAGAAAAUUACCUGGACCAAUCGGAGAGGCCAAGCAUCGAUGAUUGAUUUCAUCAUCAGUAAUCGGCAUGUACAUCCACAGCAGAUCCUAGAUGUUCGCACCUUGUCAUCCGCAGAUGCUGGCGUCGCGACUUUUUUUUCGGAGCAUGUGCCCUAUUGGGACGAAGUGGUCAAUUCGGAUGAGAAUGAACACAGAGUUGCCAAAAAGUUCUCAGCAUUUAUAUUCGGUCUUCUCAUAGGACUAUUGCUUUACGAAAUCAUCGUGGUUGACUUGCAAUUCGAUGCGCUGACUGCUUAUGUAUUGGGAGCAAGUAUUAGUCUAAUAUUGGCCUUCGGAAACGCCAUUUCUUCGCAGAUUCGUUGCAUGACAUUGCUGUCCUUGCCAAGUUUUUGCGGAGGCUCAGGGCAAAGCGUUGUUCAAGCUCUGAUCGUUGCUUAUUUGAUUGCUGGUCCCGUGACUAAUUUGGCGGUAAACAGCAGAGAAGUGGUCAGGGUCUUCGCAUGUUCAACGGAACUAACGUAUAAUCUAACGAAAACCAGAUUCAGCCUCAUGUUCAAACCUUUCAAGACUGCUAUAUCCCAAAUGCGUGCGGACACGACUGGUGUCAAAGACACGUUGUCAUCCAUCAGGGACAUCAUGAGCCCGAUAAAGCAGGAGUUGGAGGGAGACGAGGAGGUCAAGGAAAUUAUAGAGGAUAACGACUACAUCAACGCUGGAACGGAGGAGUCUAUCUGGAGAUUGGAGGAAAUCGAGAAACUGUACAACGAGUCGCUAGCAAAAUCUCGCGGGGAAGCCAUCGAGACUAAGUACAUUCGGAAAUUGCACGCUCGCUGUGAGGGUAUGAUUACACAAGCUGUAGCUAAAUGCAAAAGAGUUUUUGCGAAUUCUUUCGACACGUGUUGGGAAAAACUUCACUGGGCUGUCAAGUGGGCCUUGUGCUGGCCUAUGAAACUGGAUUUCAUCUGUAACGUUGGCAAAGUUUUUGGGAACGAGAGUGUAUGCGAUCCAGGUAAAAUCAUCGCUCCGGGAUUCGGAAGUAGUUUUCAAUACAUGGAAAAGUCUGUGUAUGAAUUUAAAGAGGGCUUCAGAAAAGUUCAAGUGCAAAUUCAAAUUGACAAGGCGACUAAAUUAGUUGAAGGGGUUCAAGAUGCAUACAGUGCAGCACAAGCUGUCCAACAAGAGUUUCAAGUCAAACAGAGAGUUGCAAUGUUUUUCUUCAAACUGACGAACAUAAUUUUGGCCUUCUCUUUCCUUGCCGUGAUCCUUCGAGUAUCUGCUUACAUGACAAAUUAUUUGACCAGUAUCGAAUACGAUAAUGUGUACAUCACCAGAUACUUCCGCAAAAUCGACGCAAGGAGACGUAGGCAAGGUCAUCACACGUUGCUACCUUUAAAAAAACUUGAGCGGAAGAAAUAUAUCGAUUUGUACAACCUGAGAAUCACUCCCAAGGAGAGGUGGACACUGUAUGCCUCUUGGCUGAGAACGUUCCUGGAAUUUUUGUUCGCUUCAUCUAUAAUAUUCAUCGACUUUCUGUUUUAUGAGGCAUUGAAAAUUGUCGAAAGUCAGUCUCGAAUCGAUUACGUCCAAGAAGGGCAUCACUACUUAUACUUAAGUAUUGAGGGAACAGGAAUGAUUGCGAGCUUGAUCAGAUCCGUAGUGAGAGGAUUCAAAGUAAAUAAGAAAAUAAAAAAAGUGUUUUCUAAUGAGGGCAUAAAAUUUAAAAGAGAAAAGAGGAGAAUCCUGUUCUUAUACAAUGAACUUCUGCGCAAGAGACGUGCGUUCUUCCGAUACAGGCUGGCUAAAGUGAAGAAACUUGCUGCAGAAAAUAAAUUGAUGGAAGACUUUAAUCUCAUUAUCAUGCUUAGAUUAAGAUUUCCUAAGCUGUUUGGAUGGCUUGCAGACUUUAAAAUAGGGCAAAGGCAUUGUUUGAUAUGCAAUGAGGCAGAACAUGAGGGUGCCUCGAUAUCCUGUGGUGAUCCAAUGUGCCAAUACGUCUUCUGUGCUGAGUGCUGGGAAGAUGUGCAGCACGUCUGUUACGGAUGUGCACCAGUCAAAAUAGAGGCUCAUGAGGCGCACGAUGCUCAUUCCGAAGUUUUCAAUACUGAACUAUCAGACUGA